Molecule: messenger RNA, 525 nt
Organism: Linum trigynum
Lineage: Eukaryota; Viridiplantae; Streptophyta; Magnoliopsida; Malpighiales; Linaceae
Source: the annotation of a GenBank genome assembly
AUGGGGGAGCAAGGUUACAUGAAGACUACUUCUGACCACAACGUAUUUGUGAAGAAAUUCUCAGAUGGAGAUUUCAUCAUAUUGUUGCUGUAUGUGGAUGAUAUGCUAAUUGUUGGGCAAAAUGUUUCCAAGAUCAACGACUUGAAGAAGGAGUUGAGCAAGUCUUUUGCCAUGAAAGACUUGGGACCAGCAAAACAGAUUCUUGGCGUGAGGAUCAUUCGGGAUCGAGGUGCCAAGAAGAUAUGGUCGUCACAAGAGAAGUACAUUGAGAAAGUACUUCAACAUUUCAACAUGGAUAAUGCUAAGGCGGUUAGCUGUCCUCUUGCUAACCACUUUACAUUGACAUCCAAACAGAGCCCGUCUACUGAGAAGGAAAAGGCGGAGAUGGAUAAAAUUCCAUAUGCUUCAGCAGUGGGAAGUUUGAUGUAUGCCAUGCUGUGUACAAGGCCAGAUAUUGCUCAUGCAGUUGGAGUUGUCAGUCGGUUUCUUUCCAAACCAGGAAAGGAACAUUGGGAAGCUGUGUAG